AAAAUUACUUCUUUCAUAAUUUGGAUUUCCAGUUCAAACUGCUUCACCCAACACUGCAACAACAAAACUUGUCUUUGACGGAACUUUUGAAGUGAAAACAAACAUGAGGAGCGCACGACAGAGGUUGCAUACUAUUUGUGGUCACGUAAAAUGGUCAAAAGAACACGGACGUGUAAACCUUGUCCAAACAAGGUCAAAGGUUUUGACAACUGACAACAUUAACCCAUUUGUCAAAAACAUGGAAUAUGCAGUGAGAGGGCCAAUAGUUAUUCGUGCUGCAGAAAUAGAGCAAGAACUAAAAGCUGGUAAGAGUAAACCAUUUUCUGAUGUUAUUAGGGCCAAUAUUGGGGAUUGUCAUGCAACUGGUCAAAAGCCCUUGACGUUCCUGAGACAGGUUGUUGCUAUAUGUACCGAUCCAGAUAGGUUAAUGGAUGAUCCAAAAUAUCCAGCAGAUGCAAAAAGUAGAGCAAAACGUAUAUUAUCAGGCUGUGGGGGCCAAAGUAUAGGUGCCUAUAGUGACAGUUCAGGUGUCAGGGUUAUAAGAGAAGACAUAGCAGCUUAUAUAACAAACAGAGAUGGUCAUCCUUGUAAUCCUGAUAAUAUUUUCCUCUGCACAGGAGCAAGUGAUGGUAUCAAGACCAUCAUGAAACUAUGUAUGACAGGUGAAGGAGGAAAUAAAAGAGCAGGAGUAAUGAUACCAAUACCACAGUACCCCCUCUAUACAGCCACAAUAGCCGAGUACAAUGCUUGUCCUAUCAAUUAUUACUUAAAUGAAGAUAACAACUGGUCAUUAGAUAUACCUGAACUAAAACGUUCCAUACAAGAAGCAAGAUCUCACUGUAUACCUAGAGUUCUAUGUGUAAUCAACCCAGGGAAUCCUACAGGCCAGGUGCUAUCUAGAGAAAAUAUAGAAAAUGUUAUUCGUUUUGCCAAAGAAGAAAAUCUUGUCUUGAUGGCAGAUGAGGUUUAUCAGCACAAUGUAUAUGCUAAAGGUUCUGCAUUCCAUUCCUUUAAAAAAGUAUUGACAGAGAUGGGACCAGAAUAUCAGGACAUUGAACUGGCCUCAUUUAUGUCGACAUCAAAAGGAUAUAUGGGCGAGUGUGGUUUCCGUGGAGGAUAUUGUGAAGCAAUCAACCUUGACCCAGAUGUUAAAGUUCAGCUGCUGAAAUCUAUUUCUGCUAAACUGUGUUCAUCUGUUUCUGGACAGGCUGCCAUGGAUGUUGUUGUCAACCCUCCAACAUCAAGUGAACCUUCAUAUCCACUUUUUCUGAAGGAAAAAGAACAAGUUUUAGGAGAUCUAAAGGAAAAGGCCAAAAUGGUGACAGAGACAUUUAAUUCAAUGGACAGAAUGUCAUGUAAUGUUGUUCAAGGUGCUAUGUAUGCAUUCCCACAAAUUAAUAUGCCUCCAGCUGCUAUAGAAGAAGCCAAGAAACGAGGUGUACCAGCUGAUGUGAUGUAUUGUUUUGAGUUGCUAGAAAAGACAGGUAUAUGUGUUGUCCCUGGCUCAGGAUUUGGUCAGAGACCUGGCACAUAUCAUUUUAGGACCACAAUCUUGCCUCCUGUAGAAAAGUUGAAAGAAAUGUUGGAAAGAUUUAGGAACUUCCAUGAACAGUUCUUGUCUACAUACAAGUGAAUACAAUUAAAGUCAACCAGGUACCAGGUGUGAAAUCAUGAUUUUACUUAGAUUCUGCACAUGCAUAAAUAGCAUAAUAGACAUUUACAUAUUUCGGCUGUAAAAAAAAUUGGAACAUUAGACAAAAGCAAUUGUUUAUACCUAACUGCUUUAUAUUUGUGAUAUGUUUCUAUUGUCAAGCAUAAAUUCAUCUAUAAUUUGUAUUUUUUUUUGUAUAAAUGAAAAAUGCAGAUUGUAAAAGUUAUUACAUCAGAAAAGUGCUGCUUGGGAUUCCAUCGUCAGAGAUUUAUUUUAACAUUAGAAAAAACAAUUAGAUUUCUAAAGUGUCUUGAAUUACAGAUGUUAACCAUAGUAAAGAGUAAUGAUUUGAAAUGAUUCAAACAAUAUUAAAUUAACCAUAAUGUUAAGAUACAAAGCUAGCAAUGUUACACUUUUGUAUGUGAAACAUAUUUUUGUACUGUCAUAUUAGUAUCAAGUUAUGCAUUUGUUUUGGGAGAUUUACCUUCAUCUUACAACUGUCAUUGUGCCAUGUAUCGCACAGGGCUUGACUGUUCUGUGAGAUGUUAUUAAAUCAGUAAAAGCUUAGAGGUUAACCUUCAGUGGAUUAAUUUGCUACAAAAAAAAAAAAAAUUGUUUCCAAAUGUAAUCUUAGUUGUAUAUUUUUCUGUUAUCAUGACAAGUCCUGCAAUAGAUAAUUCUUCUUUUGCUAAAUUUCUUUUUUUUCUAUAUCUUUAUUUAUAUAACACUGCUUAUGUUUUUGUUAUUUGUUUAAAAUUUAGUGCUUUAGAGUAUAAAUGUUAAUGUAAAUAUUGUUUUUGCUAAUUGUUUUUAUUUGAUAUAGGAUAGUACCUAAAAGCAAAUAAAUGGGCAUUUGAACUAAUUUUAAUAACAUUCACCUGAAGUAUUUCAUAUUCACAAUUUUAAUGUUUCAUUUUAUGCAAGGAUUUGUAUACUAUACAGAUCCUUAAUUUAUGUAGUUUAUAUAGGUCACUGAUGCAAAUGUUUAUAAAUACUUUUCUAUUAAAUUUACUACAUAAAUUUAUCAUUAGGUUAUGGUGAUCAUGACAAGUGUUACAUUGAUAUAAAUUUUUGUAAGUCAUUGAUUAAUUAGGAACGUUUAUAUCACCAAUAUAUAAAAUUCAAAAAAUUUUAAUCAAGUUAAAAUUUUAUGAAAUAUUUAUAUAUAUAAGUAUAAAUAAUUUAAAUAAGAUUAAUGAAUUAUAAAUAGGUAUUUCCCUGUAAAUUUUUAACCAUAACCAAUUUGAGGCUUUAAGAGAACCAGGAUUGCAGAUUAUGAUUUGUUACUGUUAAUGGUAGAUUUGUGUGUUUAUAGGUGUAAAUGUACUCUGAUUUGGGUAUUCUGACUAAUUGAAUAUAAUGGGCUGAUGAUACUCUUUAACAAUAAUGGUUCACAAUUCCUGUUAAGAUCAGGGUCCAGGUAAAUUUGCAUAAUCUUAUUUAUAAGGCAAAUCAAAUGAGAAACACAACAAUUUACAAAAAAAUAGAAAUAAGACCGACAUGAAUCAACAAUAACCACUGAACACUCCUGACUUUGAACAGUUACAUAAAGAAUAUUUUGAGGUUAAGUUUGUUUAUGAGCACUCAAACCCCUCCCCUCUUACCAGCAACAAUGAACAUUUAUUUUUCAUUUUCUACACUUAAUAUUAUUAUUCAUGCAGCUAUUGUACAAUUUAUGUAGUUUUUAAAUGACAAUCUCAAAUAAAUAUAAUGAUCUGUUGUUUACAAUUUAUAGACAUAAUGCAUUAUAUGACAUAUACCCAGUGGUCGAAAUUAGCACUGGUCUGGUGGUUGAGAUCAGAAGAAUAUAUGUCAGAUCAGUAGAUUUUGUGAGCUGGUGGUCCGGCAGACCAGUAGAAUUUCGUCAAUAAAAAUCACUUAUUGCAUUACAAUCUUCUUUUGUUUACAAUGAAUUUUGCUACGAAAUCUGUACCAAGCACAAUGUAAUGAAUUGUAUAACAUGUGAAGAAUUUGCAAUGGCAGACCUAGAAAAAAAAAAUAUUUUGUACCUGGAUCUUCAAAUUUGAAGUUAGAUUCUGUAAUUGCUCAUGAACAAUCAGAACAGCACAAAAAAUCUACUGAAAUAACAUAUGUAAAAGAAAGCAUGCAAAUAAAAGUAAACAUCUAUCAUUUA
Molecule: messenger RNA, 3785 nt
Organism: Mytilus trossulus (common blue mussel)
Lineage: Eukaryota; Metazoa; Mollusca; Bivalvia; Mytilida; Mytilidae
Product: alanine aminotransferase 1-like
Exons: 13
Coding region: 104-1633 (509 amino acids)
Biological process (GO): biosynthetic process
Molecular function (GO): pyridoxal phosphate binding; L-alanine:2-oxoglutarate transaminase activity
Source: RefSeq, a predicted model, not a curated record